Messenger RNA from Rotaria sp. Silwood1, 1044 nucleotides. The record is from the annotation of a GenBank genome assembly. NCBI's taxonomy places the organism in Eukaryota, Metazoa, Rotifera, Eurotatoria, Philodinida, Philodinidae.
AUGAUUUAUUCGUUCAUCAAUAUCAAUAAACAAUUUAAUUUAAUUAUCGAUCAUAUAAUUGAAAAACAAUUAGCAUUAACAUCGUUGAAUGAUUCAUCAUGCUCAAUUAAUAAUGAUAUCAUACUUGAUCGAGUUUCACAAAUUUUACCAUCGAUUCAUCAUAAAAUUCAAUGUAUUGGUGUUGAUGCAUCAAUUAUAGAACAAAUUCUUUUUUCAACAACUUAUCCAAACUUAAAGACACUUGUUUUAUAUGUAACAUCAUCAACAGCAAUUAAUUUAUUUGAUGAUAAUAGUUUAUUAUUUCAAAAUGUUGGUCCAAAAAUUCAAACUUUGAUUAUUAAAACAAAAAGCAUUACUAGAGAAAUACAUGUACUUGAUUUGGAGAGCGCGGACGAAAUGUUAGAAAGUAUGAAAAUGCCUCAAGUUUUAUUCAAACAAUCUUGCACCAUGUUUACGAAUUUACAAUAUGUAAAAUUUGGCUCAAUUGUUGAACAAGAACAAUUAGGAUUUGAUAAUAUCGAUUCAGUUUCAUUUUCAUCAAAUAUAUCGAAAUUAAAUAUCGAAGUCGAUACGUUUAACGAUUGUCUUUUUUUACUUGAUGUUAAAUUCGAUCGACUUACUCAUUUAUAUGUAAGAAUAUACAGUUUUCAUGAUUUAUAUUCAUUAAAUCACAUGCACAAAUCAGAUAAGAUGUCGAAUUUGACCUGUUCCUCAAUUACUUAUAUGAAUAAUUUAUAUGACCGUGACAAAAACGGUCUUCUUAAUCUUUUACGUCGAAUGUCAAAUUUAAAUGAACUUUAUUUAGAAUUUUUAAUGGUUGGUCAUUCGAUUGUUGAUGGUAGUAUCUUAUCUACACGUUUUAUUAAUGCCAUGUCAAAUUUAAAUAAAUUUACAUUUAAUAUUGGAUCAUUAGCUGAAAUUGAUGAUAAACGUAAAUUACCUAUACCAACAAACGAAGAUAUAAAAAAUUCGUUUAAAAAUUUUCUAAAUACAAUUCUAUCAAGUAUUCAUCAGGGUGUAGGUGUGGUUGCAGUGCUGCUCUGA